Molecule: messenger RNA, 941 nt
Organism: Amphimedon queenslandica
Lineage: Eukaryota; Metazoa; Porifera; Demospongiae; Haplosclerida; Niphatidae
Exons: 2
Coding region: 16-801 (261 amino acids)
Source: RefSeq, a predicted model, not a curated record
UUUUAAAAAAACGUUAUGGAGCAUAUUGGAGGAUACCGCAAUGAAAGGAUAGAAGAAUGGAUGGAACAGCAGGAGGUCAGCUCGUUUGAGUCUUUCUGUGGUUGCUGUGAUCCCCAAACAGUGAAGAGGCGUAGAGCAAGAUACGUUUUAUUCAAACAACUUGUACUGGAAGAAAUUGAGAAACGUUCUCGAAAAUAUGAAGAUAAGUUGCUACCAGAGGAGAAAGAAGCAAUUGAAGAAGUAAAGGAAAAGUUCUCAAGAGGAAAUUAUAGCAAGAUUAAAGUCUCACGUAAUCACGUGGGAACGUUCUACACUCCCAUAACACUAAUACUAUCUACAAUCCACCCAGGAGAGAUGCUCCCUCUACUCUUUCCAACAUGUUACACACUCUACUGGACAAUAAAAACAUUACGAAUGCAGGAUCAGAGCUGUGCUUGCUUAAUGUACACAUUACUUCCUAUCACUCUCUUUCUGAUGGUGUUUGUAGAGCUUGCUUUGCUAGCAAUAAGCAUUGUCUUCUGCUAUGGGUUCUAUUUUCUCUCUAGUUAUGGUGUUCUCCAUUACACAUUUCAGAUAUCUCUGAUAGAGCAAGAUUUUGGCAUAUUUAAAAAGGCACAUAAAGACACAGUUAGACGCACCAUUCGUCAUGCACCAUUUCGACGUCUGUACAGUCGACCGAUUUUCAACAUAUUUCAAGACAUGGAAAUAGUGACUUAUGAUUUUGGUGAAAUAAAUGGACAGCUGGUGACACAGGAUGGGAUUAAUAGCUACAAUCGGUACUAUGUACACUAUGGUGACUAAAAAGAGACUCAACAUGUGUAUACUUACACAUCACAUGAUAUUAUACAAUUGCAUGCAGUAGUAGCCUACACAUUCAUUUAUUAGUUAAUAGUGUAUAACUGUUUACUGUUUAGUAUUACUGUUAUUUCAUUUAGUAAAGA